Molecule: messenger RNA, 2796 nt
Organism: Dothidotthia symphoricarpi CBS 119687
Lineage: Eukaryota; Fungi; Ascomycota; Dothideomycetes; Pleosporales; Dothidotthiaceae
Exons: 4
Biological process (GO): DNA-templated transcription; regulation of DNA-templated transcription
Molecular function (GO): DNA binding; DNA-binding transcription factor activity, RNA polymerase II-specific; zinc ion binding
Source: RefSeq, a predicted model, not a curated record
AUGCCGCCCAAGAGAGGCAGCGAGGACGAGGCGCCGGCCAGCUACAAGAUCCAGCGCGUCGAGCACGACCACCAGCACCACCAUCCGCACCAGCAGUCCACCAGCCCGCACCACCGCCUGCCCAACAACGACUUCUCCGGCAGCGUCAAGCGCAAGCUCGCCGACUCGAAGCGGACGGGACAGGCCUGCGACCGCUGUAAGAUUCGCAAGAUCCGCUGCGAUGGCCGCCCCGAAGGCUGCACCUCGUGCGAGCAGAACAGGACGCCAUGUCGCACCACCGACCGCAUCACCGGCCGCGCCACCACGCGAGGCCACGCCGAGGCAAUGGAGGCAGAGAACACGGGCCUGCGCGCCCACAUCGCCGACCUGCAGGCUCAGCUGAAGGAAGUCGGUGUUGACCCCCGCGCGCCGCCCGCGCACAGCGCCAACCUCGACGUCCCCAGCCAUCCGUGGACGUCUGCAGGCCACGCAGGCGAGAGCCAGGCGUGGAUGGACCCGCAGCAGCAGCGACCCUGCCCCUCGCCGCUGUCGGGGUACGCGCCUGCCAGCAGUGGCGUCGACAGCUCAGAGUUCCCCUCACUGCCGCACUUCAAGUACGGCUCCAUUGGCGACAACUACCUGGGCGUCGCCUCGGGGGACUCCCUGCUGAGCCACAUCCGUGGCACGUCGCUGUCUGUCUUCGGCACGCAGGUCGACCUCACCGACUUCAUGAUGGGGGACGCCGAGUACGAGAAGUCGGUCAUGUCCUACACCACCCUGGUCCAGAUCACGGUGGGAGGCCAGAAGGUGGAGCGCAUUGAAUUGCCGCCGUACAACGCCUUGAGGGAGUACGCGGGGUGGUAUCUGCGCUCGCUGAACCCAUACACGAUGCUCCUCCACAGGCCUGCUCUGAUGCAAUUGGUCUGGAGCUUUGGAAACGACCCCAACUUCACGCCCACGGCCCCCGAGACGGUCUUCGUCCACAUGAUGCUCGCUACCAUCAAGUACCAGGUCGCCGCCCGGAACAGCCAGCAAGACGCCAUGAUGGAGGAGUCGCACGCCCACUACAAGUACGCCCUCAGCUUCUACAAGGACCUCCUUCUCGGAAGCCACAGACUGGAGAGCAUACAAGCCAUGGCCAUGAUCUGUCACCACCUCCGCAACUUCCCUAAGCCUGGUGCCGCCUGGAUCUUCACCUCGAUGACGCAUCUGUUCGCGACUGAGCUUGGCAUGCAUCGCUCCGUCAAAGCCUGGGCGGAGGGCCCCGUCAAGCUGAGCAAAAUUGAGAUCGAGAUGCGGAAGCGCGUGUUCUGGACUCUGCACGCCCUCACCAUCAACCUUUCUGGGAAGCUGGGCAGACCAAUGCCCGUCAACAACGAUGACAUUGACGUCGAGUUCCCGGAGCCGAUGAACGACUGUCUCCCUGGGGAAGAGGGGACUCUCGACACGUUCCAUCAGUGUUCGUUCCAGGUUGGCAUCCAGGUCGCCAAACACUGCGUGUGGGAAUUGUCGCUGAACAAGCUGAUAUACUCCGUCCGACACUCGCCUCGCGCGUAUGUGGAGAACUUGAAACGGCUCGAGGCUGGUAUUCGGCAGUGGAAGGAGGAUAUGCCGUUUGAAUUGCGAGACCCGUCACAUGCAAGCCAGGAUGAUCACAUAUUCGCCCUGUACCUUGAAUACUGGUAUCAGUCGUACCAGCUGCUGCUGCAUCAUCCUGCAGUCUGCCGAUCAAUGGAUGCGGCUAUCAUCAAUUCCAACCUGGACAAAUGUCUCGAUGCGUCGCAGAAGAUGCUGCUCAAUUGCACCGAGAUGAUGCACAAGAAAAGCCUGGACAUACCAUGGAUUAAUACGGUCGUUUAUAUCGCGGCCAUCUUCACAACCCUUUUCAUCUCGUCCAGGCGAAAGGAGCUCAUGUCGCCGGUCGACAUGACCAGACUUAAGGGGGAUAUGGCGACGUGGAUCAACGUCUUGGGCGAGUGUGAUCACUUUCUUGGAUCUGGAGACAGUCUCAAGAACGCCAUAUCGACAAUCGUCGACCAAUCUCUCGCAAACAUCAACGACAGCAUCGUCAAGCGCACCGAGUCGCUAGCCCGCGCAGCUCUGCAAUCACCUCAACACGGCACAGCCCCCGCCCCCGUUUACGAGAACAACAACUACCACGACUCCUACACAACAGCACCCACCAUCCCCACAGAUCCCACCCUCACAUCCACAUCGCCCAACUACAACACCCUCACAGGUCCACUCACUCACCCCUACAACUUACAACCCGUCUCCCAACCCUCCAACAACGCCUUCGACCAGCAACCGCAAUACACAACCCGCGAAGACAACGUCAUGACCCCCACGCACGCCGCAGCUCUGGCAGCCGCAUCAUCGAACCGCACGCCCCAGCCCCAACCCCAAAACACAAACAACCACUACGUCUACCAACCACAACAACCCACCCAAACCAAUACCCCGCACCAUCCCCAACCUCAGAAUAACUAUGCAAACACACUCACGCCCGCCAACGCCCUCACCCCCCAGGACUGGCGCCAGUGGUCCGCCAUGCAGAUGCAGCCGCAGCCUCAACUCGGCCAAGGCGCCCCGUACCACUCCCUGCACACCGUCAACACGGCCACAUCGCUCAUGUCGCUUGCUGAGCGCGAGGGCGCGGGGCAGGGCCCCCCGCAGAAUCAGAAUCCGCAGCAUAUGGAUGGCGGGGGGCAUCCGCAUCCACAUCCACAUCCGCAUCCGCAUGCUCAUGCUCACACUCAUGCUCACGCGCAUGCGCAUUGGCCUGAGAUCCAGUUCCCCGGUAUGCAGACUGGGAAC